AUGUCUAGAUUGUUAUCCUCGUCAUCUAGUCUCAAGAAGAAUAGAUAUUCUAGUGAGAAUCAAGACGUUCAGAAGUUAUUGAAGAAUAUUAAUACAGAGGAUUUACAAAGUAAAGAUAUCAACUAUUGUGGGGCAAAAUUAAAUAAAUAUAUGACUUCUGUCUACGAUGGUAUAUCACUCAAGCCUCAACCUUUUGUUACCAGCUCCUCAGAGAAAAGAAUCAGUUUACCUAAUGAAAAUAAUGUUCAUAAUUGGUUGAUGACUGUUACUGAUGAAAAUGAUGAAGACGAAGAAUUAUACAUUACAAGUUCAACUAGUUCAAGAUCUACAUAUAUCCAUAAUUUAUUAACGGCAAUUUCAAUAAAUGAACCAAUAACUACAACUACAGCUAGUUUUUUACAACAAGAUCAAUUGGCUAUUAAACAUAAGAAUUCAUUCCUUAAUAUUGAACAAAUUGAUAAUAAGAUAGAUUCCAUUUGUGGAUCCUUAGUCAGUUGUGACUCAUUCAAAAUUGAAUUUGAAAAAUAUAUCGAUGAGUCGUUGAAUUCUUUGAAUAUUGAAGAUGAUUUACAGUUUACCACUCCAGAACCAUCAUUUUCUUCUUCAAGUGGGAUGGAACAAGAUAUUAAUAGUAACUAUUAUGAAAGACAAAGAGUGUUUUCAAUGACGGGAACAAGUUCAAUAUUUAUGGAGGAAGAUUCUUCAGAUUACGAAACUACUCUAACAUCUGGUGGUUCUCAUGGUAUUAGUUACUUACCGUCCAUAUUUAGCUUUAAAAAAGAUGAUGCUUCAUCGCUUUUCAAUGUCAAGAGUAUUAUUAAAAGAAAGAGAAAGUCUCUUAGAUUGUUGAUUGAUACGUUACGCAAACGGUAG
Candida tropicalis MYA-3404 is the source of this 873-nucleotide messenger RNA. RefSeq lists its product as uncharacterized. The record is from RefSeq and is a predicted model, not a curated record. Lineage: Eukaryota; Fungi; Ascomycota; Pichiomycetes; Serinales; Debaryomycetaceae. Bases 1 to 873 code for a protein of 290 amino acids. The transcript has a single exon.